Coffea eugenioides is the source of this 2131-nucleotide messenger RNA. RefSeq lists its product as uncharacterized. Lineage: Eukaryota; Viridiplantae; Streptophyta; Magnoliopsida; Gentianales; Rubiaceae. The record is from RefSeq and is a predicted model, not a curated record. The transcript has a single exon. Bases 509 to 1957 code for a protein of 482 amino acids.
GACCUUGCUUACCUCCCAUCCAACCGAUUCAUUACUCGAAUAGUUAAUACUCCACUGCUAGUAGUAAUGUGUCAAAUUGCUCCAAGACCAGACCACCGUCAGUCAGUGUGUGCUGUGUGUGUUUUUAUUAGGCUGAGAAUUGAGGUAAAACCGCGUAGGAACACAAUAGCCUGUCUUCUUGUGGCACCAUGUGACUGAUCUGAGACCAUCUGAUCUCAUUCUCAUCUCCUCUUCUUCUUGUAGUUUCGCAUUAAAGUCUUCCCCUUUUCUUCAGUUCAUCAGAGUCAUCACUCCUUUUCACACUCUUGCAACUUCACUAGUCACAACUAUAAAUCCCCACAUUAUUAAUGUUUCUCACCCUUCUCUCUUCCUCCUUUAACUCUCUCCCAUCUCCAUAAAAAUCUUGAUUUUCUGAGGCUUCAAAAUCUUGAGAAGCCUGAUUGGGUUGGAAAGAUCUUUUGGUAAACAGCAGGGCAGGCACAUAGAUUUCAGUACUACUGCUAUACACAUGGCUCCACUACAAGAUUCCAGUCCCAAAAAGGUACUUGUACUUUGUCUUGCCUUGGUUUUUGUGAGUUCAGUAUCCAUUUGUGCCUAUAGUACUGAAGUACAAGCAGAGAAAAAUGAGUUGUUCUUUGGGAGGAGAAGAAUGCUUGAGCUACAAGAUGAAGAUGAGCAGCCAAUUAUCAAGAAGAAAAGCUCUGCAACAACAGCAACUACUACUACUCUGUUGUCCACCAAAGGUAAAAACCAGACCAAAUUAGCCAAGGCUACCACAAGCAGCUCAUCCAAGAACCAAACCAAGCUCAUCAAAACUGGCUCUGUUGCUGCCAAAAACCAGACCAAGCUCCUUGAAUUCCCAUCUGAAUCAACCAAGAAGAGCAACAAGACCAUGCUCAUCAAGCCUGUAUCAGAUUCUUCUACUCUUGGAGAAAAAAAUCCCACCAUCAAAAUCCCAGUCAAGAAGCUCAACUCCACUUCUUCAAAAUCCUCAAAUUCAACCAAAACCAGCACAUUUUUUUCCAAGAAAUCCUCAGAUCUAACCACAACAAGCUCAUCCAAGAAUAAAACAGCUAAAGCCACAACUACUACCUCAAAAGAUUCCAAAACCCUCUUGGAUAAGAAUCUCAGCAAUGAGCCCAAGUCCAAAUCCAAGACCACCACCACUUCAGAUACAGAAAAGCCUUCAGGCACAAAACCCAAGUCAGACAAGUCACCAAAACAAACCUUACCAAGGUGGAUUGAUCAAGAUGAUGAUGAUGACUUGGUUUCUGGAUUCAGAGAUUUACCAUCCAAAUUUCAGGAAACAUUGAUACCAGAUUUGGAGAGGAUAUCCAAAACCUCCAAAGUUUACUUGAACAAAGCCAAUAAAGAAAUCACUAGAGGGUUCAAACCAAUAGUUGGUAACAAAUAUGCGCCAACUAUAGCUUCAUUUACCUCAUUUGCCUUCCUUCUGAUCCCUCUAAUUCUUGUCUCUCUCAUUUUCAACAAAUUCAAAGCCUAUUUUUCUCUUCAAAAAAUUUUAAUUUUCAUCCAAAUUUAUAUGUCCAUAUACUUCUCAAUUUUGUGCCUCUCUUCAUUGGUCACUGGCCUUGAACCGUUGAGGUUUUUCUAUGCCACUUCCCAGUCCACCUAUGUGUGUUUACAGGUGCUUCAAACACUUGGUUAUGUGUUGUACCUGCUGCUGCUUUUGAUGUACUUGAUCUUAGUUUUCUCUACUGAGACUGGGCUGGCUACAAAGCUGUUGGGCUUGGGUCAAACUUUCGUCGGCUUUGCCAUUGGGCUGCAUUAUUACAUGAUGGUGUUUCACAGGGCUGUGCUGCAUCAGCCGCCCAAGACUACUUGGAAGGUCCAUGCAGUUUACGCCACGUGUUUUCUCCUGAUUUGUCUGUUAACUAGGGCUGAUCGGAGGAAGAAAGCUUACUUAGAAGGUGGGGCAGAGGGAAAGUUGAGUUAAUACAUUUUCUUAAUCGUGUCCUAUUGUCUAGAUGAGAACUGUAUUUUGGGUAAUCUGUAAGAAUUCGUAAAAGUGAUCCCGUGGUUCCGAAGUCAUAUCUUGACCUGGAGAUGAUCGGAAUCAAAUUCAGUCGAAUUUUAUAAUUCAACAAAAAAAUACAUUUUCUUAGUUAAA